AUGGAGAGUUGGGGGGGGGGGUGGUGAGAGGCUGGUCACGUGGUCUUCGGACAAGGCGCCGCGGCCGUUGCUGAAGCCGCUUGUUUGCCGGCGGCGGAGAGAAGCUCCGGGAGGCCCCGGGCGUCGGAAAUGGAGGAGCCGCAGACGGGAGGCGCGGACGGACCGCCAGCCGGGGAGGUGCCGGAGAAGCCGGAGCCGCCGGCGGGAGCGGGGGGCGCCGGGGAGAAGCCAUUCCACUGCCCCGGCUGCGGACUGGGGUUCCGCCGCUCCUCCAACAUGGCUCGGCACCGGUGCCGGCAGGGCGGCCAGCGGCCCUACCCCUGCGGCGACUGCGCCCGGGCCUUCAACUACCCGUCGGAGCUGGCCAUCCACCGGCGCAGCCACACCCGGGAGCGGCCCUUCAUCUGCUCGGCCUGCGGCAAGGGCUUCCUCUACUCCUCCAACCUGCUGACCCACCAGCGGGUCCACACGGGGGAGCGGCCCUUCGCCUGCCCGCUGUGCGGCAAGGGCUUCACCCGCUCGUCCAGCCUGGCCGCCCACCGGCGGGUGCACUCGGAGGAGCGGCCCUACCCCUGCGGGGGCUGCCCCCGCCGCUUCAAGAGCGAGAAGGAGCUGAAGAUCCACCGGCGGCUGCACGAGGGGGAGCGGCCCUACCCCUGCGGGGUGUGCGGCAAGGCCUUCACCCAGCUGGCCGUCCUGCUGACCCACCAGCGGGCCCACACCGGCGAGCGGCCCUUCGUCUGCUCCCUCUGCGGCAAGGCCUUCGCCCGCUCCUCCAGCCUGACAGCCCACGCCGGCGUCCACUCCGACGCCCGGCCCUUCCCCUGCCCCCGCUGCGACAAGCGCUUCAAGAGCGCCAAGGAGCUGAAGGUGCACGGGCAGGUGCACUCGGAGGAGCGGCCCUUCCCCUGCGACGUCUGCGGCGAGCGCUUCCGCCAGGCGCGCAACCUGCAAGCCCACCGGCGCACCCACACCGGCGAGCGGCCCUUUGCCUGCUCCCUCUGCUCCAAGUCCUUCGCCCGAUCCUCCAGCCUGCUGGCCCACCAGCGGGUGCACAGCGACGACCGGCCCUUCCCCUGCCCGGACUGCGCCAAGCGCUUCAAGAGCGCCAAGGAGCUGGCCACCCACCGCCGGGUCCACACUGGCGAGCGGCCCUACCCCUGCCCGCUCUGCCCCCGCCGCUUCACCCAGCCCUCCAUCCUGCAGACCCACCGCCGGGUCCACACCGGCGAGCGGCCCUACCCCUGCCCGCUCUGCCCCCGCCGCUUCAUCUGCGCCUCCAGCCUGCUCAACCACCGCCGGGUCCACACCCGCGAGCGGCCCUUCCCCUGCCCGGUCUGCGGCAAGACUUUCCGCCAGUCUGCCAACCUGCAGACCCACCGGAGGCUCCACCUCUGACCCGGCCCCCGGGUCCCCAACUGCACCGCCGUGAGCGAGGGGGAGGAGGAAUGGGGGGUGGGGGUGUUAGUUGGGAAACCCGGCCCUUCCUUGACUGCACCGCGGUGAGCUAG
Carcharodon carcharias (great white shark) is the source of this 1511-nucleotide messenger RNA. RefSeq names its product zinc finger protein 135-like. The record is from RefSeq and is a predicted model, not a curated record. The coding region runs from base 130 to 1398 and encodes 422 amino acids. Gene Ontology annotation, cellular component: nucleus. NCBI's taxonomy places the organism in Eukaryota, Metazoa, Chordata, Chondrichthyes, Lamniformes, Lamnidae. The transcript has 2 exons.